Octodon degus (degu) is the source of this 1914-nucleotide messenger RNA. It is a transcript of the gene Zc2hc1a, whose product is annotated as zinc finger C2HC-type containing 1A. NCBI's taxonomy places the organism in Eukaryota, Metazoa, Chordata, Mammalia, Rodentia, Octodontidae. Bases 53 to 1144 code for a protein of 363 amino acids. The transcript has 10 exons. The record is from RefSeq and is a predicted model, not a curated record.
GGCGGCGGCGGGAGCUGCUGAGGAGGUUCUUGGGGCCCGAGGCGGUGGCGCCAUGGAGGGGCUGGAAGAAAAUGGAAGUGUUGUCCAAGUUGGUGAAUUGUUGCCUUGCAAGAUUUGUGGAAGAACAUUCUUUCCAGUAGCGUUAAAAAAACAUGGACCCAUUUGUCAGAAAACUGCCACCAAAAAGCGAAAGACUUUUGAUUCAAGCAGACAAAGAGCAGAAGGAACUGAUAUUCCAACAGUAAAACCUCUUAAACCUAGGCCAGAACCACCAAAGAAGCCAUCUAAUUGGAGAAGGAAGCAUGAAGAAUUCAUUGCUACCAUAAGAGCAGCUAAAGGACUGGAUCAAGCACUGAAAGAGGGUGGCAAACUUCCUCCUCCUCCUCCACCUUCUUAUGAUCCUGAUUAUAUUCAGUGUCCAUAUUGCCAGAGGAGAUUCAAUGAAAAUGCAGCUGAUAGGCAUAUAAAUUUUUGUAAAGAACAGGCAGCCCGUAUUAGUAAUAAAGGCAAAUUCUCUGCUGAUACCAAAGGAAAACCAACUACUAGGACACAGUAUAAACCACCUGCACUUAAAAAGUCAAACUCUCCUGGGACCACAUCGUCAGGAUCUUCACGAUUACCGCAACCAAGUGGCACUAGCAAAACUGUUGUAGGUGUGUCUUCAGGUAAAGUGUCUUCAGUUAGCAGUUCUUUGGGAAACAAACUUCAGACCCUGUCUCCUUCUCAUAAAGCGGUGGCAGCACCUCAGGCAGGUAAGAUGGACAAGUUAGGCCCUCCACUUCGAACUGGAAGACAUGUGCAAAGGUUGUAUGACAGUGAUACAAAGUCAGACAGUGCCUUCAAAAGACAUGAGUUAUUACCCAUUUACAAAACUAACAUCAAACCUCGAAAUUCCACACCCCCCAGUUUGUCAAGAAAUGCUGCAGCAGGUGUAUUUAUAGCCAAGAAAAAAACACAUACUGACAGCUACAUAGCUAGGCCUGAUGGAGACUAUUUAUCUUCACUGAAUGGUGGAAAUAUUAAAGGCAUUGAAGGAAACUCAUCUGGACACUUACCAAAAUUCUGCCAUGAGUGUGGGACAAAAUACCCUGUAGAUUGGGCAAAGUUCUGCUGUGAAUGUGGCAUUCGAAGAAUGAUUCUGUAAACAGAAUCUUGAAAGGAAAAGAGCCAGGUUCAGGGUCUUAUGGUUAUUGUUUCUUGGAUAGUUAGAGGAUGCCCUGUAAUUAUUUUGUGCUAAAACUAUUCAAAAUACUGUUCACAUAAUUUUUUGAGCAUAAUUUUUCAGUUGAGUAAUGUGUUUGUAUAUAUAUAUAUGUAUAUGUACUGUAUAUAAUAAAUACCUGAUACCCCAGGCUGUGCCAUUUUAAGAAAUAUUCACUUACCUGUCAGAAUGAUUUCAAGUGGAGUCAUUAACUUAGGUUUUGUUGUUCUGUUGAAACACAUUCAAUGUGUCUUAGAAAAUACUCUAGUGCUUAGCCCUUCAAGCUUUGGAGUAAUUACAAGUUUGAACAAAAAUUCCUAUUAAACAUUGCUGCUGUUGGUAUGUAGGGUCAGAAAGUAUCACAGCUGAUGGGAUGCUUGGCAUUUGUAAUCAAAGAGAGUGUUUUAGUUUUUGUUAGUUGAUGUGAAGUCAUUUUCUGUUGAAUGUUUCAAAUAGAUAUUGCUAAAAAAUAAAUAAAUAAAUAAGGUGGGAAAGCAUAAGGUCACUGUUGCCCCUGAUUCAGUAGCCUGUUAAUGAUUGAAGGAGCCUUACUUAUUCUGUGAAAAUGUAAUUACUCAUUCUUUUCAGAAAAACAAGACUAAUCAGACAAAUGUAAAUUAUUAGAACUUGACUUUUAAACUUAUAUGUGUAUUAGUUGAACAUACAUUUUAACUCACUUAUAUUUCAAAUUUUUGCUUUUUUUCUUUCUUUUC